AGACUGGGAACUUUAAAGCGGAACAGGGCUCAUGGAGGGUGGAGGCGCAAGAAAUGUUUCCGCAGCAGCAGCACAGACAAAGGGAAGUGGGGAUGAUGGCUCCUGCAAGCCAUUGCCUCCUUGCUGCAUCAAGGCGAAAGCUGGUGUGCCGGAAUCUGAGGCCAAGUGUCAUGCAACUGUGGUGUCCGGGUGGUUCACAGAAUCCCACUCACGAUCUGGUCAAACAAGCAAAGUGCGGUACUUCAACAAUCCAAUGUGGCCAGGAGAGGCUCAUUCGUUGAAAGUAGAGAAGAUUUUGUACCAGGGGAGAUCACCUUACCAAGAAGUUUUAGUUUUCGAGUCUUCAACAUAUGGGAAUGUCCUUGUCCUUGAUGGUAUUGUUCAGCUGACUGACAAGGAUGAAUGCGCUUACCAGGAAAUGGUUACCCACCUUGCACUGUGCUCAAUUCCAUCUCCUAAAAAUGUUUUGGUUGUGGGUGGUGGUGAUGGCGGUGUACUACGAGAAAUAGCCAAGCACGACUCAGUGGAGACUAUAGACAUUUGUGAGAUUGAUCAGCUAGUUAUUGAUGUUUGUAAAGAUUUUUUCCCACAUUUAUAUGUUGGAUACGAAGAUCCUCGUGUUCGACUUCAUGUUGGGGAUGCUGUUGAUUUCUUGAGGAAUGCUCCAGAAGGGAAAUAUGAUGCCAUUAUUGUUGAUUCAUCAGAUCCAAUUGGGCCAGCUCAGGAACUUGUGGAGAAGCCUUUUUUCCAGACAAUUGCUAGAGCUUUAAAGCCUGGAGGUGUUCUUUCUAAUCUAGCUGAGAGUAUGUGGUUGCACACACACCUAAUCCAGGAUAUGCUCUCUAUCUGUCGUGAGACAUUCAAGGGUGGCGUGCACUAUGCCUGGGCUAGCGUUCCAACAUAUCCUAGUGGUGCCAUUGGAUUUUUGCUAUGUGCGAAGGAAGGUCCACCGGUGAACUUCUUGACUCCCGUGAAUCCAAUUGAGAAAAUCGAAGGAGCUACGACAGCCGGAAAAGAAAUGAGAUUUUACAAUUCGCAGAUUCAUAGGGCUGCUUUUGUUCUGCCAACAUUUGUAAGGAGGGAGCUGGAGGCACAUUGCACUUUUACUGAAAAGAAGAAACCAGAAAAGCCAACCGCAAAACCAGUGAAGAUGAAGAUAAUGCGGGGCAGUGCAAUUACCGCUUCCUAGACCACCGGCAACCGCUCAUAUGCUGUCCGCCGUCCUCGAUUAGCACCGCCAUCCGCCACUCAUAUGCUAUCCAUUGUCCUCGAUUAGCACCGACGUGCUGCAUAUAUUCACGUUCCACGCCUGUCCUGUGGCAAAUUAUAUAUUAAAGUAAUGGCAUGAUUGUUGUGGUGAGUAGCAUAGUUGCUUGACAGAACUGAGAGUAGAAUGUCGUUGAGUGUGUAUGAUAUGUUGCGGUUGACUGAAUAAAGGGGGAACAGAGUGGACUGUAUGCUAAAAUAAUAUGUUUCCCUGAUCUGCAA
Lolium rigidum is the source of this 1488-nucleotide messenger RNA. Its product is annotated as spermine synthase-like. The record is from RefSeq and is a predicted model, not a curated record. Gene Ontology annotation, cellular component: cytosol. Lineage: Eukaryota; Viridiplantae; Streptophyta; Magnoliopsida; Poales; Poaceae. Gene Ontology annotation, biological process: spermidine biosynthetic process. Gene Ontology annotation, molecular function: spermidine synthase activity.